Molecule: messenger RNA, 1892 nt
Organism: Punctularia strigosozonata HHB-11173 SS5
Lineage: Eukaryota; Fungi; Basidiomycota; Agaricomycetes; Corticiales; Punctulariaceae
Product: CTP synthase
Exons: 11
Coding region: 15-1892 (625 amino acids)
Biological process (GO): CTP biosynthetic process; pyrimidine nucleobase biosynthetic process
Cellular component (GO): cytoplasm; cytoophidium
Molecular function (GO): identical protein binding; CTP synthase activity
Source: RefSeq, a predicted model, not a curated record
CCCUGCACGCGACGAUGACCAAGUACAUCCUCGUAUCCGGCGGCGUCGUCAGCGGCAUCGGCAAAGGGGUCAUUGCCUCAUCGACCGGCCUGCUGCUCAAGACCGCCGGGCUGAAGGUCACGGCGAUUAAGAUCGACCCGUAUAUGAACAUAGAUGCGGGGACUAUGCGCCCAUCCGAGCACGGGGAGGUUUACGUGCUGAACGACGGCGGCGAGGUCGAUCUUGAUCUGGGAAACUACGAGCGAUAUCUUGAUGUCACGCUCUCUCGCGAUAACAACAUCACGACGGGCAAGGUUUACAGGGACGUCAUUGAGAAGGAGCGCCGGGGAGACUAUCUUGGGAAGACUGUGCAGAUCGUACCACACCUCACGAAUGCUAUUCAGGAGUGGAUAGAACGCGUCUCUAAGAUUCCGGCAGAUGAGACGGGUACGGAGCCCGAUGUCUGCAUUGUUGAGCUCGGUGGAACUGUUGGUGACAUCGAGUCCGCGCCCUUCGUAGAAGCCAUGCGCCAGUUCCAGUUCCGCGUUGGCCACGAAAACUUCGCCCUCAUCCACGUCUCUCUCGUGCCCGACAUGCACGGCGAGCAAAAGACGAAGCCCACGCAGACGACCGUGCACGCACUGCGGGGUCUCGGACUCCUUCCCGAUCUCAUCGCAUGUCGUCUGACCGUCUCGAAGCCUCUUGAAACUGCUACAAAGGAGAAGAUCUCUAUGUUCUGCCAUGUCCACCCGGAUCAGGUCAUCGGUGUGCACGACCUAGCCUCCGUCUACCACGUCCCGCUCCUCCUUCAAUCACAAGGAAUCGUGAAAUAUCUCCGAAAACGUUUGAAUCUGGACAGCGUCAACAUCAGUCCUGCUAUGUUGGAGCGCGGUCAGAGCAUCGAGAAUCGUUGGAAGCAGAUGACUACUGGGCAGGAGAGGUUCUUUGAGACUGUGUCAAUUGCUCUCGUCGGCAAGUACACGGACUUCAAGGACUCCUACAUGUCGGUCGUCAAGUCGCUCGAGCAUUCUGCGUUACGCUGCCAGCGGAGGUUGAUCAUCCACUGGGUUGAAUCCGAAAACUUGCAACCCGAGAUGCAAGAGCAGGAACCCGCCAAGUAUCAUGACGCCUGGAGACUCGUCGUCGGCGCAGACGGCAUUCUCGUCCCAGGUGGAUUUGGUAGCCGCGGGAUUGAGGGCAUGAUACUUGCCAUCAAAUGGGCUCGCGAGCAGAAAAAGCCCUUCUUGGGCAUAUGCCUUGGCUUCCAAUGCGCGGUGAUUGAAUGGUGUCGCAACGUUCUGGGCUUACAGGGAAGCUCCUCCACUAACAUACUGCUCUACAUAGGCGCCAACUCCGCUGAAUUCGUUCCAGAUUCGCCAUCCUCACCCUCCGUAGUGGUCUUCAUGCCGGAGAUUUCAAAGACUCAUAUGGGCGGUACGAUGCGUCUCGGCCUCCGGCCGACGGUCUUCUCGGAGGGAACCGAGUCCUGGAGCAAGGUGCGCGCGCUCUACGCCGGCGCAGGCAAGAUCUGGGAGCGUCACCGGCACCGAUAUGAGAUCUCGCCCCCGCACGUCGAGCAGAUCGAGGCGAGCGGGCUGCCGUUCAUCGGCAAGGACGAGAAGGGCGAGCGGAUGCAGUGCCUCGAACUGCUCGAUCACCCGUACUUCGUCGGCCUGCAGGCGCACCCUGAGUUUUGCACGCGUCCGUUGAACCCCUCCCCGCCAUUCUUGGGCUUCGUUGCCGCGGCGUGCGGGCCGAGCGUGCUGCAGGCGCAAAUGGAAGCGCAGCGCAAGACGUUCAAGCCCCCGCAUCCGGAGCACGCGAUGGUCAGCGAGGCGUUGCUGAGGAACGAGGGGGAGCCGCUCCCGACAGAGACGCCACAGGCAAACGGGGUCGCCAACGGUUCUGCAUAG